AUGUGUGUCCUUCCAAGGAAGGUUGUUGUACGUGUCCCUGCGACGACAGCCAACAUGGGUCCUGCUUACGAUUCAAUUGGCAUGGCACUAUCAAUUUUCGCUGAGCUUACGGUGGAACAUUCAGAUGCGUUCUCCAUGAGUGUCGAGGGGGAGGGUUGUGAAGAAAUCCAACGAGACGAGCAAAACAUGGUUGUGAGGGCUUGCUGCCUUGCCUUUGAGUACGGCAACAAGAAAAUGCCCACUCUCAGGUUCAUCAUGAGGAGCGAUAUUCCAUAUGGUUGUGGUUGUGGUUCCUCUUCGGCUGCCGCUGUUGCUGGGUUUGUCGCGGGGUUGCAACUCUGCGGCCACACAAUGGCGACGGGGAGCGAGGAGGAAUUGCUUCAGGCCAUUGCGAAGUUCGAAGGGCAUCCUGACAACGCGGCUCCAGCGCUGUACGGUGGAAUUCAGCUCUGCUACAAGGAACACGGAGGCCGCGUGCUUACCACUCGUGUCCCCACUCCAUUCGCCCUCUCUGUCGUGCUCUUCAUUCCACGUGAAAAGAUGAAGGAAAACACGCACGUUACACGCGGACUCAUUCCCGAUUUUGUGCCCCUGGAGGACGCUGUGUAUAAUAUUUCCUGCGCCUCUAUCCUUGUUCUUGCACUAAGCACGGGUGACCUUCGAACUUUGCGGUCGUGUGGUGAUAAGAUACAUGAGGGACAACGUGGUGAUGCUCUCUUUCCACACUUUCGUCCCUGUGUGAAUGCCGCAAAGGAAGCCGGUGCCGCUUAUGCGUUUCUUUCUGGUGCGGGGCCAACUGUGUGCGCUCUCGUUGGUGGUCGGCAUGGGGAGGUUCUGACUCAGCCUAAGGAAGAGCGGGUCGCGGAGCGCGUCGCAUUGGCCAUGAUUGAUGCUGCGUGUGCGGUGGGUGUGGAAGGUCGGGUGGUGAUCACGCAGCCUUCGGAUCAGGGUGUGCACGUCGUGGGUGCUAAACCCGUUCGGCAUAAUCUUGUUUAUGUAUCGACUUAG
Trypanosoma brucei brucei TREU927 is the source of this 1008-nucleotide messenger RNA. Its product is annotated as homoserine kinase, putative. The record is from RefSeq and is a predicted model, not a curated record. Gene Ontology annotation, biological process: L-threonine metabolic process. Lineage: Eukaryota; Euglenozoa; Kinetoplastea; Trypanosomatida; Trypanosomatidae. Gene Ontology annotation, molecular function: ATP binding; homoserine kinase activity. The transcript has a single exon. Bases 1 to 1008 code for a protein of 335 amino acids.